AAGCUACUGCGAGCAGCUGCAACAAAAACUCGGUAGGCCUCAGGAGAUACGACACUCUACUGUUGCAUCAAUAUUUGCAAACAUACAGACAUCAUUAACUGUUUCAAAUCGAUUCUGAAGGACAACGACAAUGGUAAUUUGUUUUAUUUGUAACAGGCGUCUGCUGGAUAUGAAAAGAAGCUCAUGCAUAAUACCUGCGAACUAGCCCGUUAGCCAAAGUUAGCGGACUGGAUCGUGUUAAGGUUAUGAAACUUUUUAUAUUGCAGAAAAAAAUCUAGUAUAGCCCGAAGAAGCAUUAUUCUUGUCAAAUACACCCGUGACUGCAGAUAAAUUAUGAAUAUGUGAUAGAAACAUUUGAUGACGGAUGAUAAUGGAUUAUGCAGAAGAUCAAGUGUAUGUCAUUUGUUACAGUUGCAGUGUUAUUAGUAUAUAAAGGUUGUUGCUUAAGCUGUAUUGUCUUCAAUUUAAAGGCAUGCAGACUUCUGUAACACGGCGAGUUGUGUUUUAUGCUUUUCUUGUUUUGUAAUAAAGUGAUGAUUAGGUCAGAGACUGCCAUGGGCGGAGGCAAAUGCUGGAAACCACAAUCUAAACUUUGUUCCCAUAAAAACUCUUGGCUAAUUUGCAAGUGAUGUACGGACUCCUGUUGAGCUGUAGUCGGCCAUGGAAAAAAGAGAGGAGAAGGAGUUGGACGAGCUCACCCUCCACUUGCAGAGGGACGGUGUGUCCCCUGAGGCUUCAGUAGAGGAGCGUGAGCUGCACCUGUGGCGUUUGCUCCAGCACAGUGAGGGCAGCCUGAGCGCAGCCACUGAAGACCUGCAGACUUUACGCACACAGCAGGCCAGCGAGAUGAGAGAGGUGGAAAAUUACGUGGAGCAUAUUAGAAACAUGCUGGAGGAGCGGGAAUCUCUUACAGCAGAGUACGAACGGGACAGCGAACAGCUCCGUGCUGAGCUCGCUCUAAUGAAACACCAACAGGACUCCCAGUGUAAGGAGGUGGUGGAGAUGCUGGAGCAGGAGGGUCUAGCAGAGAUCAGCCAGAGCAGUGCCAGUGAGCAGGUGGCCUAUCUGCUGGUGGAGAGAGUCACUCUGAUGGAGAGACUGGAGGCUGUGGAAAGAAAACUUGACACCCAGACCCUCACCGGCAACCUCAGAGAGGUGCAUCUUCAGGAAGAGCUGGAUCAUAUGCGUCACACAUUGGAAGAGGAACUCAGGCAGCAAAAGGAAAACAUGAAUAAGGAAUCAUCAGUUCAGAGUCCUUGGAGGAAGUUCUUUGGUGUGCGCAAGGCUACACUAAGAGCACAGAACCUUCCUGACCACAGUGAAGAGUUCAAUAGAGAAUGCACAGUGUGCCAGAGGCUGGAGAGGGAUCUGGAAGAGGCAUCGAGUCGUCUUGCUAUGGCACAUAAAGAGAUUCGCCACCUGACGGAUGAACUAGAUCUCGCUCGUAAGGUCCAAAACGUGUGUGUACCUGACCUGCAGAAAACUGGGGAGGAAGUUGAGCAGUUGAAACAGGAAGUGGACAAGCUUAAACAGUGUGAUAUGGUGGAGCUGCAGAAGGCCAAGGAACGCAAUGAAAGAUUGGAUAGUGACAUUUGUGUUCUAAGGGAUAGAGUUCGCUCCUUGGACACAGAGAGGAGGACUCUUCUUAAACUGGUUGAACAAUCAAAGCUGCACUCAGAUCAAGGGAUCAAAGUGACAUUAGAGCACAAUAAAAUUAAUUCUACACAGGGUGUCGGGAAUAACGUCAAUCCUGAUCCAUCACUGAAUGCAGAGGAUGAGAUACUCCACAAAAGGUGUCGGAGAGAGUCUGAAGAUAAGGACAGCCGUCUGCGAGAGCUGGAGAGGAGGUUGCAGAAGCAGCAGCGGGAACACGAGGAGCUGGUGGAGCGCAAUGAAGAGCUGGAGGCGCUGCUGGGAGAGGCGCAGAACACAGUGAAAGAGGAGCGGGAACGUCAUGAGUGUGUGAUAGAGGGGUUACAGAGAAAGAUUAAAAGUAUUGAGGAAGAACUGAGUAAGAAAAAUAGUAAGAAACCUGAGAAGAAAAAUGAAGAUCAGGUUCGUGGGACUAAGUCUGAGCUUAGCGAGAGUGUUCAAGAAAGACUUAAGUUCCUUGAGGGUCGACUUGCUGAAGAAAAAGGUUGGAGGAAACAGCUGGAGGUGGAUCUGUCUGUAGCCAAAGCUGCUCUCAAAACGGAAAAAGAGGUCAUGCAAAGAGACCAUGAGGAGCUGAAGAAAUUACGUGUGGAGGUCCAGAGACUAGAGGUAGAAUGUCGACAAGGGAAGACACUUAACAAGAACCUCACACAGAUUAAAGGAGAAAAAGGAAUUUUGGAAGAGAAGGUGGCCCAGUUGGAGCGUGCUCAGACACGACUCCAGGACAACCUGACACUUCAGACAGAGAACAGCCGGGCCGAAGAGGACCUGAGAGACAGCAGGGGACAGGUGGCAGAGCUUAAUUCUAUGGUGGACAAGCUGAGAACAGAACUGACUCGACUGGAGAAGGAGCACAACGCUCUAAGGGAUGAGCUGAUGGAGAAGCGUGGGCAUGUGAUGCAGCUACAGAAGGAGCUCAGUGAGAAAGCCCACAAGAGGCUUGAGACUGACGGUGAGAGGGAGAGACUCAGUCUGGAGCUCCUGCAUGUGAAACAGCAGCUCCAGUAUGCUAGAGAGCAGAUACCCAAAGCAUCACAGGAGCACACGGCCAACCACAAGCCCGCUGCAGAGGAUGAUGGGCUUUGUCAGCUGGCCUGUGUGAAGUCAGAGAUGAGUAAGCUACACUCCACCCUGGAGGAGGAGAGACAGCUGGCCCUGCAGGCCCAGAUCAGUGAAGCACAGGCCAGGGCUAAGGCUCAAGACUCACUGCUCCAACAGAAGGGAGAGGAGAACAAACAGUUGAGACAGGACCUGCAGAGAACCCAGCAUCUCUUCACUUCUGCUGAGAGAGAGCUGCGCUAUGAGAGAGAGAAAAAUCUAGACCUUAAGAGACACAGUGCACUCCUAGACCAGGAGAAGAUCAAGCUGUGUGCGGAGCUGAAGCAGGCCCAGGCCAAAGUAGCCCAGCUGGAGGGGAGCGCAGCAGGACAUGUGGCAGAGCUGGAGAGACUCCAGCAGAGGGUCAGAGAUCUGGAGCUGGAGGUGGCCAGAAGCGCUCAGAACCGACAGACUAACAGCAGCUUGAUGGAGGAGCUUAAUUCCGAGAGAGCACGUGUGAUUGCUGCUGACAAGAAGGUUGUAGAACUGCAGCAACAACUGAAGAACACACUGCAUCAGCUGCGUCUAGAGGAGGCCAGAGCGGGAGAGACCAGCAAACUGGAGAGAGACACCAGAGAUUUGUCUGAUAACCUGUCUGCCCUCAGAGCCCGACUGCAAGAGGAGCAACUACAGAGGAAAUUACUUCAGCAGAAAGAUGAGGAACUCCAGCAGCAGGUGCGCUCAUUGCGGGCGAAGGAGGCAACUCUGACACGCAGCAACUCGGAGAUGUCUCACCGCACACAGGAGCUGGAGAUGCGGCUGCAGGUGCUGGAGAGUGAACUUAACACAGCUAGAGAAGAGCAGAGAAGCAGUCAGAAGAGCUGCCACAGGCUGGAAGAACAGCUGCUGUCUUCCCAGCAUGAGUCUGAGAGACUGCAGGAGGAACUGAAGCUGGUCAUUCAGCAGCUUGACACUAACAUCAGGAGAUACAACGAGAAACAGUCUCAGCACAAAACCAAGUUGCGCAGUGCUAAACAGAUCUUCAUGAAGACAGUCACCCAACAUGAGCACAGGAUCCAGCAGUUAGAGAACGAUCUGGCUCUUGCGACAAGUCUCUCAGAGAAAGAGAAGGACUGGAUUAGGAUUGUAACAGAAGAAAACGACCAGCUCCUCCUGGAGAGGCGAGAACUUCUGCAGCGAAUAAGUGAAGCUGAGGAGAUGGGAAACAAUGGAUUAAGGACCGCCACUACCAUCCAGCAGAGAGUUAAAUUCCUGGUGAUGGAAAACAAACAGCUGCAAGAAAAAACUCUAACACUGGCCAAUCAGAUAGGAAUUUUAGAUCGCGCAUUGAGAAACCUUCAGUCGCUGUGUACUGUUGAGGAGGUCAAGAAAAUGUUUCCUUCUGGAUCUCAUCCUGAUGGCCAGCUGCUGACAUCAACUCCAAGUCCCCAGCCUGGGCUCUGUGACUCAUGGGGAAUAUUGGAUGCCAUUCGCAAAGUCAAAGUGGGUGAGUCUGGAGUGAAGAGCCUGGAGAUCUCCUCGUCUGUGCCCGUUUCACAGUCCACUGAGAUAGGCUACCUGAACGUGACCUCACCUGUGGCUCCCAACAGCAGGUUAGAGCAGGAAGAGAGUCUCAGUGUCACAAGCGAUGAGGCCUGAGGGAGUUACAAUGACUUGUGAAAUGCCAUUACAAGGCUUGCCAAUCUGAAAAGUCACUGGAGCAGUCAAGGCUUAAAAAUAAUUGAACUGUAGAUGGGUAAAACGCAGACAAAUAGUGUUUUUGUGGCACUGUGACGGUCUAUGUCAUGUUUUCUCUUCAAUUAAUUUCCUAACACUAAAAGCGAAUGUGAAGAGCUGGAUUAUUGCUCAGGCUCAUAUCACCUGGGUUGAAUUCUGUUGCAUUGCCUUUGUGACUCACCUAGAGUCAGUCUAGAAGGCCUGAGAUUUUAUAUCAUCCACAAACAUUACACUUCAUUGGAUGUUAUGGUCAGUAGCCUUGUCACAUCUAUAAGAUGCCAUAUGUAUUUUUUUAUACAUUUACCCUAUAAUGGUACGACUAUGGAGAAGCACUUAAAGCACUAUUGAUUUGACGUUCAAAUGGUACAAUCUACAGGUGUUUACAACUGAAAUGCACUAUUGCCUUUGGAUAAGCGGUAAGUAUUUGAAAUCAAGUGUUUGUAUAUUUUAGUGCGAUUUGGUGUAAAUGCCACCUGAUACAUAUCUUGCAACCCUUGCAUGUGUCAGUUGACCUUUUCUCAUUUUCUGUGCUGCUUUUGAGUGAACAAACCUGGUAAAAUGUUACAUGGAGCUGAGAUUACUACACUCUUUGUAGAUAAAAGCAUGUACACUAUUGUUCAAAGGUUUGGGGUCAGUAAGAUUUUUUUUUUUUAAUUUUAAA
Molecule: messenger RNA, 5089 nt
Organism: Sinocyclocheilus anshuiensis
Lineage: Eukaryota; Metazoa; Chordata; Actinopteri; Cypriniformes; Cyprinidae
Product: coiled-coil domain-containing protein 30-like
Exons: 28
Coding region: 661-4350 (1229 amino acids)
Source: RefSeq, a predicted model, not a curated record